CCCGCCAGUGCACUCCCCGCCCCGCACUCGGUCGCCUGCACAGCCGUCCUCGCCACAGCAGCGGCAGCUGCCCAUUCCGCCUCCCCCUUCUAACAUGAUCAACACCAACACCAGCUCAAACAGCCCGCGGCACUCGCUGGGCGACAUCAGCCCGGCGUACACCAAAAGUCGCAUCAGCAACCCACCGCCCAGGAUACCGCCGCUCGACAUUUCACCGAUCAGACGGCGCAACACGGGCACCAGCUAUGACAGGGUGCGUGCGCUGCAUGAGUCCUACCGAGCACCCGCACCCGUGGCUAUGCGGCCUUUUCCGAGGGAUGAGGGCAGCAGCAUUAACGCCGGUUGGGGAGGGGGAAGGGUGCCUUUCGGUGACAGCGAGAGCUCUGCCGCUGCUGCGGGCAGCAGCAGCAGCUACUGGCAGAGGCAGUGCCAUGACGAGAGUGACGGUGCCCGUCUGAUCCGGCAGCCGAUGUCGGAUUAUGGGACGCCUUCUUCGUCCUUCUCGCCUGGUGGUGAAAGGGGUAUGUUGCUGGCUGACGGUGAGGGGGAGGGGGAGGGAGGGGGAGAGGGGGAGGGUGAUGUCUACAGGGGAGGGAUAGGCGAUCCUGCGAUGCGGUCGUUCACGCUGGAUGAGAAGGGCUUUCGCGAGGCGCAGAGGCUCCUGCAGAUGCACGCACACACGGUGAGAAGGACAAUAUGGUUUGCAUGCAGCAUUAAAGGCCCUCCCGAUGUGCGAUGUGUGCGUGCGUAUGUGAUGGGUGUAGACUGACCCGAUGGUGCUGUAUCGGCUGGUGUAUGACCUCCUGCGGCUGGUUGGAUUGGGGUUCAUGAUCCCGAGGAUCGUGACGAUAGGCCAGCAGAGCGACGGCAAGACCACCUUUCUCGAGGCCAUGUUGCGACUCUGCUUCGGAUACACAAGGUGAAAGGGGAAAGGAGAGGACACCGUGAGGCGCAUAUUCGGUCUUGAUGUCUUUUGCUGUUUUUGUUGUUGUCUCCGUCCCUUGUAGGAACGGUGCUGCGGCGACCAAAGGACCUGUUCGGUGAGACAUGCAGAUUUGUCCGACACUCACUGGCUUUAUGUAGGUAUCGGCCAUCCGUCCCUCCAUCCAUUCAUCUGUCUAUUGCAGCAUCGAUGUCAAGAAUGACGAGUCGAGCCCCACACCUCGGUGCCAACUCAACCAGGAACACAUACGACUCGCAGGUAGGUAGCAGGUGGUCAGGCAGCAAUCACUGCACAAAUCAAACAUCUCCUGUGUCUGUGUGUGUGUGUGUGAGUCAGCGAUCCAGGGUCGUAUGCGCGAGUUGAUGGAGCAUCGGUCGCUGAGCAAGGAGGAGACACACCUCGAGAUCAGCUACAGCGGGGCACCCAACCUCAUGUGCGUUGAUUUGCCUGGCAUUGUGCAGGAGACCGGAGACACCACGAGGGAAGACGUGGAACUCACCAUGUACUCACUGCCUCCCUCCCUGCACUUUGAUGGACGCACUGACGCUGUUUUGUUUGGUGUUGGCUGUCCACGUGUGUCUGCAGGGAUGUGGUGCGUCAUUAUGUGCGCCACUCGCCCAACGACCUCUAUCUGGUGUUCAAACGGGCUGAUGUAGACCCUGGUAUGCGGCCGGAUGGACGGGCAAGAUGGCAUUCUCGCGCACUGGUGUGUGUCAUUUGUCUGUUUCAGGCACGUGGCCAAUCCAUGACUUCAUCCAGGUGACCAACAGAGGACCGGCAUGGAUGGAUGGAUGGACACGGGCACUCUCGGUGCAUGUGUGUGUUUGCAUCAGAGUUUGGGUCUGCACCGCGAACAGACGAUUGUCGCGUGCACCCGGGCAGAGAACUUCCUGAGGGAGAACAGGGUGAUUUACAAGACGGAGCUGCUGAAGCUGAUAAAACAGAAACGCGUCCACGACUGCUCAGGCGAACCGGUUCGCCUGCAUGCAGACAGACACACACACACGGGCAGGCCGCCCCCCCAUCUCCCUAUGUGCCAGAUCCCGAUGUACUUUGUUGAGCUGCACAACCUCUCUGACCAGGAGAAGGCUCUGCCAUUCGCCGAACGGUACGCCUGGCGCACACAAAAGGCCGCCAUGCCAUUCCCUUUCUGUGUGUGAAUGGUCGGUCGGUCGGUCGCAUUCUUGAAAUGAGUUCCAGGACGGCCGUGAUGGAGGGCCAGUUGGCUGCCCGCCGGCUCGACAUUCUCGAUCGUCUGAACAAGCUGGAGGUGAGCAGCAGAGCACCGCCGAGCAGAGGUGACACGUCCAUGCAUCCCUUCUGCUGGCGUGCAGAAUGGUGCUGCGACUGAUGAGGACACGACUGAGCUGUACCGAUAUUUCGAUGUGGAGGUGAGCUUAAUUGACACCAUGAUGCGCAGUGUUGAUUUAUGAUAUGCCUUCUGUGUCGCCCCUGUCUGCAGUCGCUUGAGGCGCACCUCAACGCCACUUUCCGCCGGCUGCUGCUGCGGCAGCUGCACGCACUCAAGGCACACACACACCAUACACACUCGUGAAGGAAUCCCCCCUCUCUCUCUGUGUGUGGUGCAGUCUAGCUUGACAUCUCUGUUGAAUGAGUUGACCAGCCGGCAUCAAGUGAUGACUCGUCAGAUGGAGAAGAUCGCACCCUUGACGCUCGGGGACCUCAUCGAACGCAUUGUCGACCUCCUCGACGACACAGCACAGGCAGAACCCACACACAGAGACAUACACACAUGAUGAUUGCGUGAAUGUCGCUUCUCUUUCUUUGUGUGUGCGUCUGUGUGUAUGUCUUUGAGUCCAGAAGCUGUUCAACGGCGAGCAUCCGCUGAUGACAGAGGCCUUCAUCGCGCAGCACGGCGCGAGGCUAGAGGACGAUCUCGGGUCAGCCCUACCGCACUCACCACCCUCCACUUGUGUUGGGCACUGUGCCGUUGUCCAUCCAUCAGCCACGGCGAAGACCUGGCCCGGCGCAUCUUUCGCCAAUACGACACCAGCCGCCCUGUCAGUGAGACAUGACGCACAGACAAAAAGGGACACUCGUCGUGCUGUGCCAUCCAUACCAUGGCAGGCUGAGCUGUCGAGCGGCAUCAGUCGUGUGACGACCUUUGACACCAAACUCAUCACGCGACUCGCCAUGAACAGGGUCUGCCAAUUCCUCAAGGUGAACCGACACCGACAAACAAAGCGAGACGCGGGGCGAUACUGAUGGUGGACGUCUGGGUGUGUGUGCAGGAGAAGAUUGACGACCUCGAGCCAGAGCUGCGAUGCACCAAGGUCUGCCGCGCACACAAAUCAGCUGCUCUCUCUUUUAUGCCUGUCUGUGCGUGUGUGUGUGUGUGUGUGAAGGACUAUCUGCUGAACAAGCUGGGUGCAGUGCGUGGCGUGCUCGACUCCUACUCGGUCAAGUCGAUGCUCCCGGAGCUCGUCAGACACACCACCAGAGGACCGCUCACACAGCUGGCCUUCCUCAGUGCCGCGACUGCAGGCAAACCUAAGAUCAACAUGUGCAUGAUAUCCACAUGAAGUGGAUGCACGUGUGUGUGUUUGUCCUGCAGCUGCCGUGCUCCAGCGCGUGCUGCAGGCUGCCCUGGAGCUGGUCGAGAAACGGCUGCUGCAAGACCCACACAAGUAAAUCAUGACCAACCGAGGUCACCUCUGCACACACCAUAUGUCUGUAUGUGUGUGUGUGCCCAUUGGCAGGAGCCACAUGUUGUUCCUGCUGGAGAACACUUCAUUCGUGUUCGCCGUCCAGAAGGCGUGUGCCGACCAUGCCGUCCGCAAGGCCGCCGCCUGCGCAAAGGCCAUGGUCCAAGACAUACACGAACAAGUACACACACACAUGCCAGCAUUGCCGUGUCCCUCCCUCCCUCCCUCCCUCCCUCCCUCUCGCUCUCUCUCCGUCUCUUCCGCAUCACCAGACCACAGCAAUCCGUUUCGGCGUCCUCGAGAACAUCUACAGCGUCGUGGAUGCAUUCGAGCGGCGACGCGACGCCCGCCACCUCAUCUCGGUUGAGUCGCCGGCGCGCCGCAUCGCCGACGGCAGCGAUGGCUCACUAAGGCGAAGGCGUGAUAGAGUGGUGCGGACGCCGUCUCCGUCUCGACGGCAGGUUGUGGCGGGUGGUGACACCGAUGAGGAGUCGGGCAAAGUUGAUGUGGUGGCACAGGAGGUCAGUGGGGCCAUAUUCAAUCAGGGCGGAGGGGAGGAUGGAUUGCCUGUGCUGUGCUGUGUGUGUGUGUGUGUGUGUGUCUCCGUCCCUGCACACCCAGGCCACGAGCUGUCUCGUGUACAGUGUUCGUGACCGCACCAACGAGCGACAGAAACAGCUCAACAUCGUCCACGAAGUGACAGACAGACACAUACGAAAGAGGAAAGAGCCUUGACGCAUUUUAUUCACUCUGUGUCGCUGUGGCUUUCCAUCAUAGGGUGCGUUGCCUGAGGAGAUGAUAUAUGAGGAGGUCCGGACGCAGUUCCACAUUGUCAAGGCGCUCGUAGCCGUGCAGCUCCAGGUAGCUCAGGCCAAAAGACAACACACACACACACACACACCACACCGCACCCCACCAGUCGCGUGUCUCUCUCUGUGUGCCAUGAGUGCAGGUGAAGAUGUACGUGUAUCUGUUCCAGGAUAUCUGUGAGGGGGGAGACGACAACACAGAGGGAUACCCAUUCGCCACACUCAGGUGAGGAGGAAGUGAAAAGAGGAUACAUGCAUGUGCUGUGGGUGGGUGGGUGGAUGGAUGGAUGCCUGUGUGCCCCGCACAGCGAGGAGCUCAAGUCGUCCCUCCUCUAUCAGCCAACCAUCGACACUGAUGACACACACGUAACCUUCAAACAAGGGCGGAAGAGACACCCGACACGACUCAUGGACGACGCGUGUGUCACGGGGUGUGUGUGUGUGUGGUGUUGGUUGUCGCAGGGCGGCGACUUUCACCGGCCGCCGCAGAGAGAGAGCCCGGUCAGCCAGCACCAAAAUCCCCACAAUUCACUGCUCCUUUCUCUGCUUCUGCAGGUUCGCAAGCGGACGGACAGCGACUACCUGCGUGACUUCGGCCUUGACUCGAUGCAGUCGCAGCUUGCACAGAGGAUACAGGCCACCGCACAGGAGCUGGCGUACGUCAGAGAGGCGCUCAAGCACCUGGGCCGCCUCAUGGUGGCAAUGCAGACGGCGCCCAUCGACUUUUUCCGACUGCACAUCAACCGCAGAUGCGCUGGCGACACGGACAACUGAGUGAGUGAGUGGGGGAGUGAAUGAAGCAAGGCAAGAGAGAGAGCGACCGACCGAUGAGUUGAAGUGGGAUGAGUCUGCA
Messenger RNA from Vitrella brassicaformis, 5271 nucleotides. The record is from the annotation of a GenBank genome assembly. NCBI's taxonomy places the organism in Eukaryota, Vitrellaceae.